Alnus glutinosa is the source of this 1293-nucleotide messenger RNA. RefSeq lists its product as uncharacterized. The transcript has a single exon. The record is from RefSeq and is a predicted model, not a curated record. NCBI's taxonomy places the organism in Eukaryota, Viridiplantae, Streptophyta, Magnoliopsida, Fagales, Betulaceae. The coding region runs from base 90 to 1139 and encodes 349 amino acids.
UACUCAGCUUAUGUUUGAUUCUUUGCCUUUGCAUGAAUCAUCCUUGAAGUUCUCGUGAAGUCAUCCUCUUUCUCAUUGGCCUGAUAACAAUGUUUUCUUAUUAUUCCCCCUUCUGCCUCUGCCUUGGUCACUUCCCAUUACAUAUCCAUACAACCAUGUAUCCGCAAGGUGAAACCAACCCUUAUCAACCUGAGACCAACCCUUACUUUCACAGACCAUUGCAACCAGAACUGCAUGAAGACCACCAUUCUUGGCCAACCAGUCCACUAGUGCAACCACCUCGGCAGGAAACUCAUUUUCCUAGACCAUUGCAACCAGAAUCACGCCAAGACCACCGGCCAACCAGUCCACUUGUGAAACAACCUCGACCCCAACGCAAACGUUCCAAGCCAGUGCUAGUUCCUCCACAGGGCCAACAUCCCCAGCAGGGCCAACAUCCCCAGCCAAGGUUGGUAAACUUGGUGCCACCUUUGCAGCCGCAGGGCCAAAAUCCCCAGCCACAGGGUCCACAAGGACCACGACAGGGACACCGCCAACCACAUAAUUUGUGGCAGCCACGAAACCAGCCAACCAAAGACGCAUUCACGUGGUUUGCUACAGUCUUCUGUGCAAUUUUUUGGGUUGUCAUAAUUGUAGGAGGUAUCAUUGUCCUCAUAGUCUAUCUUGUUUAUCGUCCGAGGAGCCCCCAAUUUGCCGUUUCUAGUGCCACCUUGAAUGCAGCCUAUCUUGACAUGGGCUAUCUGCUCAAUGCUGAUGUUACUCUGCUCGCAAACUUCACAAAUCCAAGCAAGAGAGUGAGCGUCGACUUCAGUUACAUUUACAUUAAUUUAUACUAUGGAAGUACCAUUAUUGCUACCCAAUAUAUUGAACCCUUCUCUGCGGCUAGGGGUGUGUCCAGGUUUGCAAAUGUCCAUAUGGUGACUAGUCAAGUUCGGCUUCCAUUGGGUGAAAGCCGAAGGCUUCAGAGGCAGAUGGAAAGCAAUGGAGUCAUGUUUGAAGUCAAGAGUUUUCUUAGGACACGGUCUAAUUUUGGAAGGAUCCUGAGAUAUUCAUAUUGGUUGCACGGCCAAUGCACAAUUCUUCUGACUGGCCCUCCCGAUGGGGUUAUGAUUAGAAGCAAAUGCAAAACAAAACGCUGAGGAAGCAUGUGUGCUAACACUUGCAAACUAUACUACACAUGGCAUGUACCGAUUCUUGCUUAUUUUCAGAGGAAACUAUAUUUACUCUCUACCACAUUUGCUGCAAUGUCCCUCAAUCUUUCAAUUUGAUUACAAAAAAAAAAAAAGACUACUA